Molecule: messenger RNA, 1620 nt
Organism: Athalia rosae (coleseed sawfly)
Lineage: Eukaryota; Metazoa; Arthropoda; Insecta; Hymenoptera; Athaliidae
Product: palmitoyltransferase ZDHHC6
Exons: 7
Coding region: 88-1224 (378 amino acids)
Biological process (GO): protein palmitoylation
Cellular component (GO): Golgi apparatus
Molecular function (GO): palmitoyltransferase activity
Source: RefSeq, a predicted model, not a curated record
AAAUUUACUCCAACUGCUGAAGUAUUUGAGGUUAAUUUAUUGUUCAAAUAUAAACAUUCGAUAUUGUUGUGUUAUGAUAAAUAGACAAUGUGUACCGGCCCGUUCAAGAGGAUAUGUCACUGGGGACCGUUAACUGCCCUUGGACUUGUAAAAAUCAUCACGUUGAUGACAAUACAUUGUAGUAGACAGUGGUGGCCUCCGGAAGAAAGUAUUUAUGCCACCAUUUACUUCCUUUGCUUUUUUAUCCUCAGUGGUUCGACCCUCUAUCAUUUUAUCAGCUCGAUUUAUGAGGGACCAGGCUAUCUGCCUUACCAAUGGAAGCCGGCACAGAUAUCAGACACGCAGUAUUUACAAUCCUGCACCACCUGUCUUGGAUACAAAGCACCAAGAUCUCAUCAUUGCAGGAAAUGCAAUCGAUGUAUCAUGAAAAUGGAUCAUCACUGUCCAUGGAUAAACAACUGUGUGGGACACUUCAAUCAUGGCCACUUUACAGCAUUUUUGAUGAGCGCUGUUGGUGGCUGUUGCAUGUCAACUUUUACCCUGAUUUCAUGGUUAACUAGCGUUCUCUCAUUGAAAAUGCUGCCAUUCUCACCUCCCUCGGUGAUUAUACUAAUUCUAGUUGUCUUUACCAUCGGAUUGUCAAUCGGAGUAGUCUUGGCUGUUGGAAUGCUUCUUUAUUUCCAGCUCAGAGCGAUAUUCAGAAAUCGCACUGGGAUAGAGGAUUGGAUAAAUGAGAAGGCUGAGUACCGCAGGUAUGGAACUGGUGAGAAGUUUCGCCACCCUUAUUCCAGAGGUUGGCUUGUAGAUACCAGAGAUGUUCUAACGUGGAACUGCAUUCCAAAAGGUGAUGGUAUUACAUGGCCAGUCAUCGAGGGAUGUGACCAAUACACUUUGACUCGUGAGCAACUUGCUCAAAAGCAAGAAAAACGAAAACGUGCUCUGAGGUACAGAGUAGCUUCUGCCGCUUCUGGUUCUUGGGUACCAAUUAGCUAUGGUUGUGCAGUGUUAUGCCAUCCACCAUGUACAGACGAGCCUCGAAUAAAACUUAACAUAAAUGACACUGUCCUAGUUACAAGAUGGCGAAAGUAUUGGCUCUUUGGAGAAAAAGAAAACAAUGAAGGCGGUGAUACUCAGCCGGAACGAGUACGUGGUUGGUUCCCACGGGCAUGCGGUGUGGAAUUAAUUGGUGGUCAAUACCCACAACCGUCGAUUAAGCGGGAUUGAAAUACCAUGCUGUCAAAACUUAUUCCUAGUACAAUUAUAAUAUCUUUGUAUACGUACAAUAGCGCGUUGAUUGUUCGUGCGGGUUGGUACGAAGGAAGUUCGCACAUAUUCCAUUGUCAUUAUAUUAUUUAGUAAUCAACUUGAGCAAGUGUCACAAAAUAGUCUAUAAGGCUAUUUUUAAACUUAGUGUACGAAAACUGCGAGUGAUUUUCACCCGCAGUGAAAAAUGAACUAAUUUUUAUAGAUACGGUAUUUUUUUAUUUUCUCAUCAAACGAUUCUCUGUAAAAUAGUCCCGAUAACAUAAUCGGACCCUGCAAAAUGAAUGGAUCUGGGUGUGUGUACGGAAAAAUAUUUGUGCGAAAAAAUAAAGACGAACAAUAAUAAUUAGAUAAAGA